AUGUACCUGCGCAACCAGGGUUGUGUAUUAUUGGGUUUGUGGGGGUUUCUGUUGUCAGCUAGAGGAAGGAACAUGCAGCAUCCUGGAGGAACAUGUGUGGCGUUACCUAACGUGGAUGCCUGUCCUCAGCUGUCCUGUGCAGCCCUCACCUUCAUGUAUUUACAGCAGGGUAACCAGGACACACCAGCACCCCCGGACCCAUCCAUGGCCCAGGCUUACUCAUCAGUCCAGUUUGCUCCCCCACCCCAGACCAGCAUUCCAGCUGACUUCACAGCAUCACACACCCUUCCACAUCAACAUUCUCACCCACAUCCACACCAGCACCCAGCAGCACCACAGGAUUACACUGGGGUCCAGGCGCCCGUCAGUGAGCAUCCACUCAACAUGUACCAGUCCUCACAGAACCACAGUGAGCAAAGUGGGUCUGACUCCAGCGGUCAGACAGUAACCAGCACAGCUACAACAGAUGAUGUGUCCCAAACACACAGUCAGCCAUCCAUACAGACUCCACCUGAAAGCACAGACAGCAAGGCCCAACCCAAGAGACUUCAUGUCUCCAACAUCCCCUUCAGGUUCAGAGACCCAGACCUCAGGCAAAUGUUUGGGCAAUUUGGCAAAAUCUUAGAUGUGGAAAUCAUCUUCAACGAGCGUGGUUCUAAGGGUUUUGGGUUUGUAACAUUCGAGCAUAGCAUGGAAGCAGACAGGGCAAGAGAGAAAUUACACGGCACCGUGGUAGAAGGCCGUAAAAUAGAGGUCAACAAUGCAACGGCCCGUGUAAUGACAAAUAAGAAGACUGUCAACCCAUAUGCAAAUGGCUGGAAGUUAAAUCCAGUGGUUAGUGCUGUCUACAGUCCAGAAUUCUAUGCAGUACCAGGGUUUCCCUACCCAGCAGCCACUGCAGCGGCAGCAUACAGAGGAGCCCACCUACGAGGUCGGGGACGGACUGUGUACAGCACAUUCAGGGCAACCACCCCAGCUCCCCAUAUCCCAGCAUAUGGAGGAGUUGUUUACCAGGAUGGAUUUUAUGGUGCAGAUAUUUAUGGCGGUUACACUGCCUACAGAUAUGCUCAGCCUACUUCAUACAGUGACAGUUACGGACGAGUAUAUGCUGCCGACCCCUACAGCCACACACUCACUCCAGCAGCAACAUACAGCGUUGGUGCCAUGAACGCAUUUGCCCCGCUGACAGAUGCCAAAACUCGGAGCCAUGCUGACGAUGUGGGGCUGGUACUGUCUUCCCUCCAGGCUAGUAUAUACAGGGGAGGCUACAGCCGCUUUGCACCCUAUUAGCAACACCUCCAACCUAUACUCAAUCUUCCAGCAGGAUAGAAAGAAAGUGUGUGCGUUUUUGAGUGUGUGACUGAGUGAGAACGAGAGACAUUACUGAGACAUGGGUAUUGCAAUACAUGCAGUAUUUGCAUCAUUACAGCAUCUCUCCUAAGAGAGAAAUACAAAAUAAUAAUAAUAUUAAUAAUAUGACAGCUGAUAUUUUUCAUCUAAUACCUCAGAUAUU
Messenger RNA from Archocentrus centrarchus (flier cichlid), 1513 nucleotides. RefSeq names its product RNA binding protein fox-1 homolog 1-like. Lineage: Eukaryota; Metazoa; Chordata; Actinopteri; Cichliformes; Cichlidae. Gene Ontology annotation, cellular component: nucleus; cytoplasm. The record is from RefSeq and is a predicted model, not a curated record. Gene Ontology annotation, molecular function: mRNA binding. Gene Ontology annotation, biological process: regulation of alternative mRNA splicing, via spliceosome; nervous system development.